AAGAAAUGGCCACCGAAAAAGGAACAGAGCGAGCUAUCCCUCACCAAAUUGUCAACCAAGCCUGCUCCCCCUGCCUAGGCCACAGGCCAGUAUGAUAAUAGAGAAAAAGCAAGCAGGAGGGAUGGGCGAGUGAGAUGCUUCGUUCACGUUCCAGUGAUGGUUGAAGCUGGUGCCAUUGGGGAUGCCCAGACGCGCUUCGUUCACGUUCCAGCGAUGGUUGAAGCUGGUGCCAUUGGUGAUGCCCAGACACGAGCGUGUGCAGCCUGGUUGACGUCAGACGAGCCAGGCACGCUGGACGGGCCUAAGGCGUUCGAUGAAAUGCCCCCCCAAGAGUGCGACGUGUGCCAGACCGACAUAGCCUCUUGGUUUCGUUGCAUAUUCUCGAAGAUGGAAAGUAUGAGCUAAUAUUCAUUGAGACAUAUAUAUACAUAUGUUUACAUGAAUCUGGUUUUAUUAGAUUCUGUAAGCAAGGGGAUUAUGAUUC
Messenger RNA from Zea mays, 484 nucleotides. RefSeq lists its product as uncharacterized. The record is from RefSeq and is marked validated. The coding region runs from base 157 to 405 and encodes 82 amino acids. The transcript has a single exon. NCBI's taxonomy places the organism in Eukaryota, Viridiplantae, Streptophyta, Magnoliopsida, Poales, Poaceae.